CUCGUCCUUCUCCAAUCUCCGUGUUGUUGUUCCCGGUGACGCGGCGGAGGUGUAGCCUGACGCGGGCUCUUACGUGUCGGCCAGAAUAAAAGUGGAGCUCCGGAGGCCCGGGAGUGACGAGGGGAGCUUGUAUCGCUUAGUCGAUGAAGAUGGAGUCAGCAGAGGCUCAGCAGGAGAUUGCUGUGAUUGAGACUGAAAACCAGCACAUCACCUCGGCACAGAUCGCAACUCUGGCACAAGUAACCAUGGCAACAGGCCAUGCCACCGUAACAGGUCCAACGGUAACGCUGGUCCAGCUUCCCAACGGACAGACUGUCCAGGUCCACGGUGUCAUCCAGGCUGCCCAACCCUCUGUCAUCCAGUCCCCACAGAUCCAAACUGUACAGAUCUCUACUCUAGCUGAAAGUGAGGAUUCACAGGAGUCAGUAGACAGUGUGACCGACUCUCAGAAACGCAGGGAGAUUCUGUCACGACGCCCCUCCUACAGGAAAAUCCUGAAUGACCUUUCAUCCGACGCGCCGGCUGUACCUCGUAUCGAGGAGGAAAAGGCUGAGGAGGACGCAUCCACUAUGGCUGCCACCCAUGCCAUUACAACUGUUUCUGUCCCCACACCCAUCUACCAGACCAGCAGCGGCCAAUACAUUGCCAUCACACAGGGCGGGGCCAUCCAGCUGGCUAAUAACGGUACAGAUGGAGUCCAGGGCAUUCAAACUCUGACUAUGACUAACGCAGCAGGGGGGGCCCAAGGUGGGGCCACCAUCCUCCAGUAUGCACAGACCAGUGACGGCCAGCAGAUACUGGUUCCCAGUAAUCAGGUGAUGGUCCAAGCUGCGUCUGGUGACGUCCAGGCAUAUCAGAUCCGGGCUGCCCCCGCCAGCACCAUCGCCCCUGGGGUGGUCAUGGCCUCUUCACCCGCCCUUCCCACCGGGGGCCCUGUGGAGGUCACUCGCAAACGGGAGGUCCGCCUCAUGAAAAACAGAGAAGCAGCCCGUGAAUGUCGCAGGAAGAAGAAGGAGUAUGUAAAAUGUCUGGAGAACCGAGUGGCCGUCCUGGAGAACCAAAACAAGACACUAAUUGAAGAACUCAAAGCCCUUAAAGACCUUUACUGCCAUAAAUCUGAGUAGGUCGUCAUCCUGAAAUCACCGAACUGGGCCAAGUAGCAUUUCAGUUCCUUUCAAAUACUUUGACUGUUGGAUUCUGCCUGUCUGGCCUUCCAGUUUACACAUUGCUGGCUCUUACUGACCAAGUUGCCCUAAUUCAGUUCUGCUUGUAUUAUUAUUUCUUCAGUAGUCUGUCGGCAUUAUACAUUUAAUAUAGACAACAUUUUGCGGCAAAAACCAACUGACAAUGUGAACCACAUUUGAAGACAGUCUCUCAGACUGAUCUUAAGAUAUCAUGUUAAAGAAAAACAUACUAUGUGAGGCCACUCUGACCUUGACCUUUGGCUACCAAAAUCAAGUAAAUUAAUCCUUGAGUCCAAGUGAAUGUUUUUGCAAAAUGUCAGAGGACCCUUGAUGGCAUUCAAGAGAUAUCACUUUCACAAGGUAAAUAAAUGUGCUUUGUGAGGUCACUGUGACCUGUGACCUUUGACCACCAAACACUAAUUAGCUCAUCCCGGAGUAUAAGUGAAUAUUUGCAGAAAAGUAAAUUCAGCCAAUUUUUAUCAGCCAACCAAUGAAUCAGUCCUCUAAUCCGUGGGCAAUAAACCUGCCUCUUCACCAAUACAGUCAAGUUCCACCCUUUGUUAAUCCCUGGCAUCUGUGUUCUGUAAAUUGUGCAGAUGUUGCACUGCAUAGUUCUGCAUUUUUAUUCACAUCAGGUAACCGGUAGUAAAGUGAUGUUUUAGGCUUUCUUAAAAACCAGCAUUUUCUUUGGGUCCUUAGCGACACCCAAGCCACGUUUGAAGCCUAUUGGGUGACCAGUGGUCGAAAGACGUUUCUCCAUUGAUAGUUAGAUUAUAGUUAAUUGUUGAAAGGAUAUUAAAACCUGAGAUUUCAUUGGCCUCAUGUGACCAGUAGAGUAUUUGUGUCUUAUAUUGUAUGUAAGCAAUAACGGCCAAUACCUGCUUGAAGCAUCACCGUCGCUGCUAUGGUUACCUGCAGUUUGAUUAAGCUGUAGACAUUUUUUUUAGAUGUUGUGAUUUAUGAUUUUACAGAAACCUGCCAAAUAUUCAUAAUUAUCAGUGCUGAGUUCAGUUUUAAAUAGACGUCCAGCCACAACUACAAUCACAAGACGCAGCUUAUAAAAAAAGUUAUAAACAUUUAUUUGACUUUGAUAUAAGGACUGUUUGAUACAUUUAAAUUGUGAUUGUUGUGCUACAUGUCAGUGUGUUUAAAGAACUAGUUUAACUCUCAGUUAGUAUAACGGCUAUAACUUGUAUACCUGACCGCCCAGACAAGCUCAGUCAGUGGCAGUUAAAGGUUUUGAAUUAAUUGUCUCUAUUUGAUCCACGUCCUGAUCUGAACCAUCCUCUCAACAAUAUGGCUGCGUGUAUCUUGGACGCUCCAGCUUAUUUGGCACAAACAAGUCAUUUUUUUCAUUUUAACUUUAGAAGAUGCUAACAACUGCCGAUGGUGAGAGAAGUGACUCACAGCAGGCAGUGGUGUGUGUUAGAAAAAGGUAUGUUUUGAAAUGUGACAUCACAUUUAGGGUUAUGGUUAGGGUGGUCCACAACAGAUGGUUGACAGAGCUGAUAUUGAAAUGAGAUUAUUAGCACGCUGAAGCACAGUUUUAAAAGAAAAAACAUAAUUGUUUUUACAACCCGGGAUUGUGUUUCGAUUGCUCACCUAUUUUCCUGUCAGUUAUGUCAGUUUAAUCAUCCAGAAGGCCAGCAGCACAAGGAAUCAUUUUAUCCAAACGAAAUUAUUUAGGAGUGAGAGUAAAUUUGAAUGCUGGUAAUUUCAAACAUUUGUUGUUCCAGAAAAGCUUUGCUGAACUACUUCCGGGUUUACAUUGAUUGGCUGUACUAACUGCGUUUCUGCGCACAAGAAUUUUCAUAUAAUAUGUAUUUUUAUUUAAUUUUAGUUAACAUUCUUGUGAGUUUGGUUUAAAUAACUGGGGGUUUGUUCAUUACUCACUCUCUGUGUCCCCACACAUCAGCAGUUAACUUUUGAGUAAAGUUUUUUCUCUUUACAAAGGAGCCUGAUGUCUUUAAUAUUUGUUUGUCAAAGAUCCAGGUUGUACAAAAACGCACACAUCUUAGUAGUAAUGUUAUUCCAACACCAGGGAAGUAGUUCUAAGAAAAUGUGGAGUCAAACAUCAUGUUGUGUUGCAGUAAAUUGUCGGCGUGUUGUCGAAUAAGGACCACCCCCAUCAAAGUUAUAAUUUGUUUGUGUUGUCUGUUAAACGGUGGUAAAAUAUGGAUUACAACAAAGAGCCAUAUUUUGAUUGAGGUGGACUUUAUGAAAUAUAGGCUACAGGAAUUUAACACUUAUAAUCAAUCCGUUGAAAAGAGAUGGCUUUAGUGGGACAGUGUGUGGUUUUUGAGGAGAUGUAUGUACGUAUUUGUUUGUUUAUUUUUAUAUUAAUGUAUAUAGUCUCUACAGCAUGUGUAGACCUCAUGUAUUUCUGUUUAUUUGAUAUGGAAAAAAAAUGUUCUUAUGGCUUGUAUGAAACAACUUUGAAUAUUUGUAACAUAUGUCACUGUAUAAUAGAGGACAAUGUAUGUGUUUGUAUAUCCACCAGGCCUACCACCAUCAUGGCAGCUAAGUGUUUGAAAAAAAGGCCUUUGUUGGACUUGUUGAAUAUUUUGGAGUGUUGUACUGUUUCGGAUCAACAGUGUUUUGUUUGUGGAGUUUGUUGAGAGCACUUGGGGUCCACAACUUUUAUCAGCUAAAAUAUGGACAAUUUUCUUUGUUUGAAACCUGCACAGAGGAGCCCCAGUGGCUUCAAGCUCAGCCACGCAUUUGUUUUUAACUGAAAAUGUAUUUCUAUGACCUGAGCAGAAACAGCUCCACAAGUUUCCUUUUUUUUAUAUCUGCUCAUUCAUCAUAUGAAAGCACAUGUUUUCUUUCCACUGGAUCCAUUCAUAUGUUUAUUUUUACUGUGCAUUCAUUUUACUACUUACAUGAGAUUCUGACAGUGGUUCCAGUGGUAAGAUGUCAGUUAACCACUUCUUCACUCAGAUUUUUUUGUUUCGAAACUAACCUGAAUCAAAGACAAACAAAGAUAACUGAUGUUUUGAGGUGACAGAUGCCAUUUUGUUAAGGAAAAUCUCAAAGUUUUCCUUUUUCCUCAUACACUCAUAGAGUCUUGGUUAUACUUUUAACUUCUAUUCCUGACCGAUAUUAAAGUUGAUUCUUGACAUCGAAAACAAUUGGUUUGACCAAAUAAAUGUAACUCAAGGUUUAUUUUAUUGCUUUUUCUAGAGCUUUCAAGUGCAUCUUAGCAAUUGCAGUUCACUCACUUGUCAAUGCAUGAUAAUAAAUGGGUGUGGCUUCAUAUGUUUGUGAGUAAUAAGCCCUGCCUCUAUUCAAAGACGGUCAUCUGAAAGCUCCAGACCUUAGUAAAUGGACCUUGAGAUAAUAAUAAUUAUUCUGUUUCAAAACCUGAAUUGUCAGCUAAAGGAAAUUCAAGGGCACUACUAGUGGCUCUAACAAUCACUGACUUUUUUUGUAAUGUUUUUUUAUUUCGUUUGUCCCCUUUGUUAUUCAGUAAUCAUCAGUUCAUGGUAGCUCUUUUGGUUUUAUUUAUCAAUCAUUUGAAUCAUUUUGAUAUUGUACAGUAUGUACUUUAUGCAGGAUUAUGAGGAUUAAAGGGUUGGCUAAAGAAAUCGCACAGCACUUAAUACUAGCUGUAAUUGAUGAUCUAUUGACCCACAACACAUUAGCAUGUACUGUGGCUGUACGUGUCAUCCUUCGUCUAUGUAGAGUCAACAAUAUGCAGAAGUUAUCUUUUUUAAUGCAUUUCACUGCAUGAAAUUAAGUCUGACAAACAACACCCUGGACCUCACCGAUUCUACAACUUAUUUAAGUGGAGAGGAAGCAGCAAAUUUGAAACAUGUGCCAUUCCAAUACCUUAUUAAGUGAGGUGAACACUUUUUUAAUGAAACAAAAACAUAAUUUUCCACAUUUAAUUCACACAUCAAGUGCUGGUGCUGAAACAAAAUCUACUAGUAAUUUUUUCUGUUGAUUUGAUAAUGUGAGCUCAACUUUGUGAUGUGAUGACACAAUAUCUUCAAUCAAAAACAAACAAUGUAUUCAUUUCUGUGCCAGAAUAGUUUAUACCCACUGGUCUAAGAUCUAUGUGCAUGAAAAAAAAUUGAAAUCAUUGUGUGUAUAUAUAUAUUAUAUAUAUAAAGAGAGAGAAUUUCUAGAACGCUGAUAACAUUUUUCUAACUUUUAAUGUGACCUGUUUAUAUAAUGCCCCUUUUACAAGUUUAAAUUUAAAUUCCAUGUAUUGUAUAUUAUCUUGUAGAAACAAGACAUCUCGAUGAUGCAUUACAUCCUGUUUGUUUCAACAUCGUUACACGAUCAAACUGAACCAGACCAUUAAUUGAAAGUAUUGUUACUCUGACAUUACAUCACUCUUUUGUAAACACUUACUAUGUCGCAAUAAACUGCUCUUGAAGAUA
Messenger RNA from Platichthys flesus (European flounder), 5572 nucleotides. It is a transcript of the gene creb1b, whose product is annotated as cAMP responsive element binding protein 1b. The coding region runs from base 144 to 1124 and encodes 326 amino acids. Gene Ontology annotation, molecular function: protein binding; DNA-binding transcription factor activity, RNA polymerase II-specific; cAMP response element binding. Lineage: Eukaryota; Metazoa; Chordata; Actinopteri; Pleuronectiformes; Pleuronectidae. Gene Ontology annotation, cellular component: ATF4-CREB1 transcription factor complex; nucleus. The record is from RefSeq and is a predicted model, not a curated record. The transcript has 8 exons. Gene Ontology annotation, biological process: regulation of transcription by RNA polymerase II.